GUCAGAGCAACGUCUGUGAGUGGCCUAACAGCUACGUCAAAAAAGGAGAUGGCAAUUGUCAGUUUUUGAAUUUGUAUUGACGGUUUGACGGUUAUAUUACCGGAUUUUCUGGAUUUUGAAAAGUGUUUAUAAUAGGAGGUGAUCGUUUUAAUUUGAUUUAAAAUAAGUCAGCUAGAUUAAACCAAGGAAUAUGGAGAAGAACGGAGGUCAAGCACGGCUGAACUGUAGUGCAAAUGGAAAAUUGGACACCAGUAAGGAAAGCGUAUCAAAUACUGGCGGAAGGUACAAAUUUUACAGAAAACCGUCGUUUAGAAAAACUGCACCUCCGGUCAGACAAACAAAGACAAGCUUAAAAAGAAUGCUAUUAGCUGACCCACUGUUGAAACUGAGUGAGAACGAAUUUGGCCCACCACAAUUAUCAUCUACAAAAAAUUUAGAAAUCAAACAAGGUACGAUGUUUUGUCACACUUUUUUACAUUCCAUUCUGUUUAUCUUUAUCCUACAUAUAACAUGUUACAAUAAUACACUAAUAGCGCUGAGAUUGACAAUUUACUUGGCUCUUGAUGGUAUUCUAAUGUUCUGUGGUAUGCUAAUGUUAGAAAAGGCAUAAUUUAUCCAUCUGAACGCCGGACAGAGAAGCAGAUCUUCAUGAUAAUAAUUUGCCCACUAUGACGAAGCAUUUUUGCAAUGAGGUGUGAAGCCGGCUGCACAUUCCCAAUUAACAAACAAUGUGGCUCGUGCAAAAACAGCGAUGCAGCCUCAUUUCCAAUCAGAAAACGUGUUAAACACAAAAAGAGCAACACAUUCUCAAUCAUUAGAAAAUCUGUCAAAUGCGAAGCUGGCACCACAUCCUAAGUUUUCAGAAAAUAAACAAAGUGCAAAACGGAGGUCUAGAUCCGCAGAAAAUAUGUCGAGACAAUCAAAAUCAACAGCUCGUUCCAAAUCAUCAGAAAAGGUGUCACAUGAAUCAAAACCAGGAGCUCAGUCUAAAUCAACAGAAAACAUGUCAUGUUCAAAAUGGUCAGCACAUUCCCACUCAUCAGAAAAGAAGUCAGUCAAUAAACAUGCUAGCGAGAUAUCGCCGAUACUGGAAGUGAGUAGAGAGGAAAACCUUGUAUUUAGGACCCCGUCAGCAUACCAAAGAAGAAGCGUUGCCAAAUUUACUCCCAAUACAUCUGCUAGAAGGUCCUUGUUCGUCCAAUCGAAAGUCUUUCCAACUCUAGAAGAAUUGCAGCACAGACUGAAUGGCUGGUUGCUGAAGCAUGGCAAAAAUCCGACGACGUUCUCGCAUUUGCAGGAGUUGGUAGGUCAAAAGGUCGGAGAUGAAGACAAGGAAAAUGUCGUAGAGGUUCCUAAAAAUGCCGGCAGCUAUGAAGAUUUGCAUAUUCUCCCAGAAGAAGCUAAGCCUAAACUGCAGAUUUCUGGAGAAGAAACAGACCACCUUGCUAGAGAAGCAUUGCAGGAUCUGUUUAAACUUAUACAAGAGGAAUACCCGGCUUCUCACUGUGAAUCUUGGUUAGGGCAGAUUGUGGGAAAAUGCGAAAAAUUGAAAGACGAGCCUCAGUACUGGGAGUGCCGCGCGAAAAUUGAGCAGAUGCGAGGCAACGUCGGCGAUGCUAUCGAACAUUAUAAAACUGCUAUCAUUCAAGGCGCUGAGGUUAGUGAAGUUGAUCAGUCUCUCGACUCGCUGUUACAGAAAUUCAGUCUGCUGAAUAUCGAAAACGACCUGCACGAUAGAUCGAAACUGUCCAAGCGCAAGACGAAGGUAAUGAGGGAGCUGCACGAUGCGUUCAAGUCGUCAGUGAUCAAGUUUGCGGUACAAGAGAAAAAACUGAAAAACCAGAAAUUGAAGAUAGUGGUGACACCGGUAAGGAGGAGCAGCAGACUGUCUCCUUCCGUAUAUACUUCAACGCCCGGUGUGAAGCUAUAUAAUUCGAUUAACGAUAUGGAACCGAGCGAAAAGAAGAACAUGAGUUUUGUGAAAAAUAAAGCGUUGUAGUUCGUGCUUGAUCAAGUCGUUUUUGAUUUUAAACGUUUAGUCUGUGGUAUUACUGUAAUCUAUUUAGUGUAUUCUUAAGUCGCGUUCAUAUUGAGCGUUAUCAACGCGCGCGUUUUCGUUUUCACAUCUGAUGCGUUUGGUAACAAGCGGUUGUUACCUAAUUAGAAAAAGAAAUAAAAAGAGACAAGGCGUUCAUGAACUUAACAAAAAGGGAGUCACUUAUGGUGAACAUCAUAAUCAUCUUCGCGGAGAUCCAGUACGUUUUUUCCACUCUUUAAGGAUGUCAGUGGAAACGUUUAAUCAUAUUUUAGACAUAAUAAUGCCCAGACUUCAACUAAUUUUAAAAAGCGUGUUUCUCCAUCAGAAAGGCUCCAGGGAUGUAAGUAAUACGAGGGAUGUCUUUUAAGUUUUGCAUAUAGAAACAUAUCUGACAAUUUCUUUACUCUCCCGAAAAUUAAAAACAAAGGUUCCAGUCACCAGAAGAAGCAGUUGAUGCUUUAAAAAAUGCCGUUUUGGAUCUGCCAGCAAACGAGUGAAAUAAGUGCUUCGAAAAUUGGUUCGUGAAGAAUACUUCGAAAAACAAUAAAGUCAUUUGAAGGACAUCCCUCGUAUAUCUUUUUUUCGAUAUUUAAUAUAU
Acanthoscelides obtectus is the source of this 2636-nucleotide messenger RNA. The record is from the annotation of a GenBank genome assembly. NCBI's taxonomy places the organism in Eukaryota, Metazoa, Arthropoda, Insecta, Coleoptera, Chrysomelidae.